AUGUUGUUAUUCAGGACCCCUGAAGCCUUCCUUCAUGUCCUGCUCUUUUCAAUCUAUUUUAUAAUUUUUACGGCAAAUUCUCAUUCAGAUUUUCAUCACCAUCAACAACAUGAAACAAUUACGUCUCAAUCAUGGAAAAUGCAUGGGCCAAUGUCUCAUGAGUUUCUUCAAGCACAUAAUUUUGUUCGAGCCAAGUAUGGGGUGUCACCAUUGAUAUGGGACAAAAGAUUAGCACGAUUUGCUCGUCGACAUGCCUCAAAGUUAGUCGCAAAUUGCUCCAUGGUGCAUUCCUCGGGCCAAUACGGGGAAAAUUUAUUUUGGGGCAAACUAGAUCAUUGGACUCCAGCUCGUAUAGUUGAAGAUUGGGCUAAGGAAUCAGAAGACUUCAAUGUCAAGGAUGGUAAGUGUAAAAAGGAUUGGACUGAAUGUGGGCAUUUCACCCAAAUUGUUUGGGCGGAUACUAUACGUGUCGGAUGCCAUCGUUUAAAAUGUAUCGGGGAAAACAAAGGUUAUAUUGGUAUUUGUAAUUAUGAUCCACCCGGAAAUGUAGUUGAGCACAGCCCUUUUGUUCGAAAGAAUUCAUCAUCAACAAAUAAAAGUGACCAUUCUUCGCCAUCAAAUCACCAUCCAUAG
Beta vulgaris subsp. vulgaris (sugar beet) is the source of this 633-nucleotide messenger RNA. RefSeq names its product pathogenesis-related protein 1C-like. The record is from RefSeq and is a predicted model, not a curated record. Gene Ontology annotation, cellular component: extracellular region. The transcript has a single exon. Bases 1 to 633 code for a protein of 210 amino acids. NCBI's taxonomy places the organism in Eukaryota, Viridiplantae, Streptophyta, Magnoliopsida, Caryophyllales, Amaranthaceae.